Messenger RNA from Bipolaris maydis ATCC 48331, 257 nucleotides. The record is from RefSeq and is a predicted model, not a curated record. NCBI's taxonomy places the organism in Eukaryota, Fungi, Ascomycota, Dothideomycetes, Pleosporales, Pleosporaceae.
AUGGAGAUAACAAUGCCUUUUCACCCUCAUUCCUCAGCUCGCCCCCAUCCAUGUCAACGCGAUCCGGAUGCACGCGGACCCCGUGGGCUUGUGACCAGGGUAACUUUCCGGUUUAGUUACAAAGACGGCGACCACACUGCCUAUUUUGCUCCUUCGAUGACCUAUGGGUAUCCUUCUCCAUUCAUUGGCCAAAGCUCUCUGGAAAUAAGGCCGUCUUGCCGUGAAGUAAACAUGUAUAUAGAAAUCCUAUAUUGGAA